GAAACUAGCAUGCAGCCACCUUCCACGGGAGCGGGAGCCAUGUCCAGGCUUCUCCCCCUCCUCCUCCUCAGCUCCUCCCUCUUCGCCUUAACCACCAACGCCGACGAGCGAGGGCUACUACAGUUCUACGACUGCCCGAGCAACACGAACUACACGCGCGGCAGCGCGUUCCAGGCCAACCUCAUCGCACUCCUCUCCUUCCUCCCCGCCGCCGUGGCCGCGUCCUCCGGGUUCGCCGAGAACAUCACAGGCUCCGCGCCCGACCAGGCGUACGGCCUCGCGCAGUGCCGCGCCGACCUCAACGCGUCGGACUGCCGCGCGUGCCUCGACGGCUCGGCGCGGGACAUGACCGCCAUGUGCCCCGGCCAGAAGAGCGCCAUGCUCAUCUACGACGGCUGCCUUCUGCGGCACUCCAACGCGAGCUUCUCCGGCGUCGUCGACACGUCGGCGUGGGUCUGCAUGUGUAACACGCAGAACAUGACGCAGCCGGAGGAAUUCAGUUCGCGGCUCGGCGCGCUGAUGGGUAACCUCACGGCGAAGGCGGCGUACGCGUCCCCGCAGAUGUUCGCGGCCGGUGAGACCAGCCUCACGCCCUUCGUGAACAUCUUCGGCAUGGCGCAGUGCACGCGGGACCUCGACGACGACGACUGCAACCGCUGCCUCACCAGAGCCGUCGCGUCCAUCCCGAGCUGCUGCGACCGGAAGCAGGGCGGCCGGGUCAUCUACCGGACCUGCUCCGUCCGGUACGAGGUGUACCCGUUCUACAACGCCCAUGCCGCCGAGGCCGCGAUGUCGCCGGCGCCGACCCCGGGAGGAGGGCCCGUCAACGGCAGCGAUCACUCGGGCCCAGGAAGCAACGGGAGUAGUCGCACGGUCACGACGGCUCUUCUCGUGUCAAUUCCUGUCGCUGUUGGGCUGCUAGUGCUGCUGCUAGUUUCUGCCUGUCUCUGCAAGAGGAACAGAAAACCACGCAAGCAUGUGCCGGUUGCAAGCAACAUGCAUUCAGAUGCUGAAGAAAUGAGAAGCUCAGAGUCUCUAUUGUAUGAUUUGAGCACGCUGCGAGCUGCCACCGACAACUUUUCAGAAGAAAACAAGCUGGGCGAAGGCGGGUUUGGGCCUGUCUACAAAGGUACACUGCAAAACGGGCAGGACAUUGCAGUGAAGAGAUUGUCAGCAACUUCGCAGCAAGGACAAGUGGAGAUGAAGAACGAGGUUUUCCUGUUGGCAAAGCUCCAGCACAGGAACUUGGUGCGACUGCUCGGCUGCUGCAUCGAGGAACACGAGAGGCUCCUCGUCUACGAGUUCCUAACCAACAACAGCCUAGACAAGAUCCUCUUCGAUCCUGCUCGGCAGCAGCAGCUGGGCUGGGGACUGAGGCUGAAGAUUAUCGAGGGGAUCGGCCGAGGGCUCCUUUACCUCCACGAGGACUCGAGGUUGACCAUCAUCCACCGCGAUCUCAAGGCGAGCAACAUAUUGCUGGACGCGGACAUGAACCCCAAGAUCUCCGACUUCGGCUUGGCCAAGCUGUUCAACAUCGACUCGAGCGUCGGAAACACCAGCCGCAUUGCCGGGACCUACGGGUACAUGUCGCCGGAGUACGCCCUGCACGGCAUCUUCUCUGCGAAAUCAGACGUUUUCAGCUACGGCGUCCUCGUCCUGGAGAUCGUCACUGGCCGGCGCAACACCUUCACGCAUGCGUCUGGACCCUCUGAAGAUCUGCUCACCUAUGUCUGGAGGCACUGGAGCCGCGGGAGCGUGCAGCCGCUGCUCGAGGGGUGCCCCGGCGAGGGCCGGCGGCCGCAGGAGAUGCUGAGGUGCAUCCAUGUCGGGCUGCUCUGCGUCCAGGAGGAUCCGCAGCUCCGGCCCAGCAUGGCGUCCGUCGUCGUCAUGCUCAACAGCCGCUCCAUCACGCUGCCGGCGCCCGCCGCGCCAGCGUACGCGGUUCCCGGACGUGCGGACGCGCAGGGGACCGUGAGGAACAACACCGUUGGGUCUCGAGAGCACUCCAUCAAUGACGUUUCCGUUUCUGACUUGGAGCCGCGUUGAUAGAUCAUCUGUACUCGGCAGCAUGGACGACGUCGAUCGAUCAACGAACAGUGAUUGAUGGGCUCGAACUUUCAUCUAGUCUAGUUUUGAAUUACGCCUUUGUUUGUGUUGUUUUUAAACAGGUUUUGUACGAGGGAUUUGAUUAUUUUUGUUGGAAACCUUGGACCAAUAAAUUCUUCGUAGAUCAA
This is a messenger RNA of Setaria italica (foxtail millet), 2234 nucleotides long. RefSeq names its product putative receptor-like protein kinase At4g00960. The transcript is spliced from 7 exons. NCBI's taxonomy places the organism in Eukaryota, Viridiplantae, Streptophyta, Magnoliopsida, Poales, Poaceae. Gene Ontology annotation, biological process: protein phosphorylation. The record is from RefSeq and is a predicted model, not a curated record. Gene Ontology annotation, molecular function: ATP binding; protein kinase activity. Bases 10 to 2046 code for a protein of 678 amino acids.